GUUUUCCCGCCAGGAUAUCGAUCAACUGCGCACGACGAGGUCAUUAAUUUACAAGGUCUAGCGAAAGACGUAAUGGCAGACGGGGAAAUGAAUGUUGUUCAUGUCAAUGGGCAGAAUGGUGACAGUGGGGUCAAAAAAAUGAAAUUAUCAGAGCCGAAUAAAGUGACUGUUGUGCUUGGUACACAGUGGGGUGAUGAAGGAAAGGGAAAAGUUGUUGAUAUGUUGGCGACGAAUGCUGAUGUUGUGUGUCGAUGUCAGGGUGGAAACAAUGCAGGUCAUAGUGUUCAUGUUGGAGAUAAGGAAUAUGCCUUUCAUUUAUUACCAAGUGGCAUAGUUAAUGAAGAGUGUACAGCAAUUAUAGGUAAUGGUGUGGUCGUACAUUUACCUAAUCUUUAUGAAGAAAUUAAGAAGAAUGAAAAACAUGGUUUACCGGGUUGGAAAAAAAGACUUCUGAUUUCUGACAGAGCUCAUUUAGUAUUUGACAUGCAUCAACAGGUUGAUGGGUUACAAGAAUCAAGUCGAGGCAAAAAUUCUAUUGGUACAACAAAAAAGGGAAUUGGACCAACAUAUUCAUCCAAGGUGACAAGAAAUGGUUUACGUAUGUGUGAUCUAGUUGGAGAUUUCACCGUCUUUUCUGAUAAAUUCAGAAAUCUGGUUGACUACCACAAGAAAAUCUAUCCAGAUCUGAACGUUGAUGUUGAGUCGGAACUACAAAGAUAUGAAAAAUUAAGAGAAGAAAUCCAACCCUUAGUUACAGAUACUAUUGGUCAUAUGUAUACGGCCAUCAAAGAUGGUAAAAAUAUUCUUAUUGAAGGUGCUCAAUCUGCAAUAUUAGAUAUAGAUUUUGGUUUGUAUCCGUAUGUGACAUCAUCAAAUUGUACGAUAGGUGGGGUAUGUACAGGAUUAGGUAUACCACCUAGAAGUAUAGGUAAUGUGUAUGGUGUAGUUAAAGCUUAUUUAACACGGGUUGGUGCUGGUGGUUUCCCCACUGAACAAAGUAAUGAAAUUGGUGAAGUUUUAUUAAAAAGAGGUGCUGAGUAUGGUGUUACUACUGGUCGUCCAAGAAGAUGUGGUUGGUUAGAUAUGGUCAUGUUACAAUUUGCCAAUAUGAUUAAUGGCCUUACUGCAUUGGCUAUCACUAAAUUGGACAUUCUGGACACCUUUAAAGAAAUAAAAAUUGGUGUUGCAUAUCAUGUGAAUGGUGAAAAAAUUAAUACCUUCCCAGCAUCUGAUGAAGUGUUACAGAAAGUAAAAGUUGAAUAUUUAACACUGCCUGGUUGGGAAACAAGUACCGAAAAUGUUCGAAAAUUUACAGAUUUACCUCCUAAUGCCCAAAGAUAUAUUAAAACCAUUGAACGUUUAAUAGGAGUACCUGUUCGAUGGGUUGGAGUUGGAAAAGACAGGUUUUCAAUUAUAGAGAUAUGAACUUUAGAAAUUCAUCCAAUAACUGCUGAAAAUGUAAAUAGUAUGGUUGCUGUUGGGCAUUAAACUCCAUCCCAUAUAAUUCAAAUAACCACUGAUCACCAUUAGUGUGAAAUGUCUUUUGCUUUCCUAAGACCUGACGAUCAUGACCUAGCCACACACUGACACUAAUAACUACCCAAAACUAAACCCUAACCGAAGCCCUGGGUCAUGAUGAUCAAGACAAAUAAAAUAGCAAGAGGGCAUUUUACAUGAACAGCACUACUAAUCAUGCUAAAUCAGUUGUUACAGGGUAAAUCAACAGUAUUGUUAGAACAGAGUUAAAUAAGUUCUUCCAAAAAUUUUCAUAACCUUUAAGGCUCUUGUCCACACUUUACAAAUUAUUUUAUGCCAUUCAAGUCUUUUACAGUGUCACAUACCCAUAUGUUGCUUGGUUGUAGUUUCAAUCCUACUACAGAAAAUUGUUUCACUAAAAACUAUGGAAUAUUCAACAGAGAAUCUUGUAGAAAUGGGUACUUAAAGUCUGAUUUCUGGGUGUUUUUAUUUCUAUUUAUUUAAAGUUGCUGAUAUCAUCAUUUGCAUUUUUGGAACAAUGUCUAAUACUUCACGGUCUAUUCCAUGCAAAAAUGUACUCUCAUUGAUAAUUUAACAUUUAGUUAAAAAAAAAAAUUAAAAUAUCAACAGAUAAUCUCUCAACUUGGAUUUAACAAUAGGUUUUAGUGAAGAUUAUAUGUUGCCUGUUGACAUAUAUCCCAUUUAUAUCAUCUACAACAGAUGUCUAUUGUUUACAAAUUUUCAAUUCAUAUCUUUGUAAAUACUAAACUGAAUUGAUCCAUUUUGAAUCUCAUAUCCUACUUAGAGAUUCUGUUAUCACAAUGGUAGUUUUCGAAGGAAUAAGAUAUCCCUCGAAUGAGAUCAGAGACUUUAUGUAUGAUAAUUGUUAUACUUUGAAUUUGUGGGCAGCUUUAAGUAAGUGAAAUUUCAAACAGCUUAUUGCAUUUAUGGGUUCUUUAUAUUAGGGAGUGGUUAUGGGUUAUACACAGAAAUAUAUCCUAUUUUUAAUUUUUGACAACUAUUUUUUUGAAAUGUGUGUGUAAGUAUAUAUAUGUAAUCUUUUUAAUAAAUGUUAAAUUAAAUUGUAAGACAAACAAUAAUGCACAAAUGAACUGAGAUUUAUAUACAUUAUUAAAUUACUGAAUUUUAUUUGUGUACUAUACUCAGUUUUAAUUGAUCAAUCAACAUAUAGUUAAUGCAAAACUCUUUUAAAUAUAUAUCUUUUAUGAAAAUGUGUUUUUUUAUGAUUUGAAAUCUCUUGCCAUAGUUGUGCCAAUUUUUAAAUUCUUAAAGGCAAUUACUGUCAACUCCCAUGACAACUGUCUAAUAAAUCUUGAAUAUUCUGCUUUAGAACCCAUGCGAUUUUUCAUGUCAACAAAAUUAAUAUGAAAAAAAACAAACCAGUUUUGAAAAGAUAUUUGCAUAACAGAUACUGUUAAGAUUUGAUUUGCACAUUAAUAUUUACUGAAAAUUCCUUUUAAAUGCCAACAAAAUGUUAAGAUGCACUUCAUUUUAAACAAAACCAUCUUGGUAAUUAAUAUUUUGUAGAGAGAUGAUAUUCUUGAUAUGAUAACUGUCUUGUUAACUAUUUCAAUAAAGUGAUAUUUUAGUAUUAAAGAUUCCUACAUGUCCUAUUAAAUUUAUAAUAUUGAAUAAACUGUUUUAAUGUG
Molecule: messenger RNA, 3146 nt
Organism: Patella vulgata (common limpet)
Lineage: Eukaryota; Metazoa; Mollusca; Gastropoda; Patellidae
Product: adenylosuccinate synthetase isozyme 2
Exons: 13
Coding region: 73-1425 (450 amino acids)
Biological process (GO): IMP metabolic process; 'de novo' AMP biosynthetic process
Cellular component (GO): cytoplasm
Molecular function (GO): adenylosuccinate synthase activity; GTP binding
Source: RefSeq, a predicted model, not a curated record